AUGGUCUGGCGCCAUGGCGGUCAUGGCGCCUCCACGCCCGAGCUGGAGGACGUCAACGCCCACAUCGACCAGGUGCAGGCCGGCGCCUCCAACACCGUCUUCAUAUCUGAUUGGCUGCCGGCCGAGCCUUUGCCGACCAACGAGUUCACUGGGGUACCGACGUACAUCGACAAUGAUGGUGUAGUCUUUCUGCAUCAGCUGUCACAGGAAGAGACGCUGGAGCUCAUUCGCAAGGCGCUCGAGGUCCGAUUCAAGAAACCCGACCCUAAGGCCAAGUAUGCGAAGUGGACCGUGGGCGAGCCGUGUGUCGCGCUGUACUUCUUGGACAACCGUUUCUACAGGGGGCGAGUGUUGGAAGUCAAUAAAGAAACAUCCUCCUGUUUAGUCCAGUACGUCGAUUAUGGCAAUGAAGAAGUCUGCUCGUUUGUCAACAUGAGGAAGAGCAUUGCUCUUCACCAGAUACCCAUACAGGCCCACAAGUGCAUCCUAGCUCGAAUUCGCCCAAUAGGCAACCAGUGGGAUAGAACAACUUUGGAUUACAUUCACAAAUCAGUCGUAGAGAAACACUGUUUGGUCAAAAUAUCUGGAGAAAGGAUCGGCGAUCUCUUGCCAAUAGAGCUGAAAUACGACAAAUUGUGGAUUAACGAUCACUUGGCCGACUUCGAGAUGGCAGAGUACACUGACGGAUCGAAGACAGUUGUUAGAAAAUUUGUGCCGAACCCAAAUGUAAAGACACCAGGAAACGAAGACCUGAAAUCCGACUCGGGGCCAGAUUAUAUCGUAGAUGAAGACGCCGAGAGCGCGGAGCUCCUGUCGUCACACGAUUGUUCCUUCGACGCGAAGUCUUUUGAGACUGCCGAUUGGAAUUUGCUUAUGGAACAAGAAGGCCAGUCAAAAAACGAAAAAGUGAUGACUUAUACGAAAUAUGAAAAACCAGAAUUCCUGUCUAAUAUUUUAAUUAUAAAUGAUUUAGAUAAUCUGGAAUUAAGUGUUGUUCAUAACGAUGAAGAUAACUUGCUGUAUGAUGAGAUGUUCGAAUGUUUGCAAAAAGAAGCCGUCGAUUUGCCUCCGUUAAACGGUAUAUAUGAAGAUAAACCAUGCAUUGGAUUGUUUCGGGACGAAACUGGCCAACCAGGGUGGUACAGAGCGACUAUACAACGUUACAGCAAAUCAAAAGGACUCGUCAAAGUACGCUACGUAGAUUAUGGCAAUACUGACGUCGUUUCUAUUUCGAAUGUAAAAGAAAUAAGCGAGAAAUGGUUAACAUUGCCACCUGCCAGCAUACAGGUAAAUUUAUACAAGGCCAGAGUAAAUCCCCACGUUGACGUGAAUAUUGUGUCAACUAAAUUUAUUGAAAUAUUUCUGGAUAAGGGGCCAUUCCAGACUAAAAUCAUGGCAUAUGAAAAUUCUAUACCCCAAGUAGAGCUUCGAAACGAAGAUGGGAAACUAGUUUACAGCAAGCUCUUAAGCAGCGGAUAUUUGAUAGAUAACGAUUUGUGUACCAAUGACAAAUUUUAGUUCUUUGUAACAGAAACAAAAACGAGUAAAAUACGAUUUCUUUAUAUAACCACACAACUUUUUACAACGGUUUUGUUAAAAAGUCUCAAAAUAUCGCCCCACUGAUUUAACAAGUUAAACCCUGGGGCUCGAACUAAUGAUCUUGUUCCUUGGCCCCUUGUAGUACAGCUUUCAUAAAAAAUCGAAUUUGGAAAGCUGUCUCUCUAGUAUUCCAAAGCAUUCUGUGAUUGUUUUGACUAAUGUUGAUUAGGUAAUAUAGAAUAAGUUACAACGGAAAAAAGUUAGUUAUGUUGAUUCUUUUUAAUUUUACGUUAAGUGCUUACAAAAUGAUAUUAUAAGUACCUAGCUUUAUCUGAUGGUGAUGAUUAUUAGAUCAGUGGUUCCUAACCUUUUGAGAUGACACUCCUUUGAUUAACUGGCAACUUGAUUUUACCUCCAUUAUCAAAAAUAUUAAUCUUUAUAGGUCUGAUAAGCCCCCCAUAAAAUACCAGUUUUACUCCCUCGGGGAAUUACCCCCUAGGUAAGGAACCACUGCUAGAUAUUAGGUUAAAUUAGUUACAGAAUAUUUUUGUUAUGAAAAUUGAUUAAAACUAAUUUCAUCAUAAAUUG
Molecule: messenger RNA, 2127 nt
Organism: Leguminivora glycinivorella
Lineage: Eukaryota; Metazoa; Arthropoda; Insecta; Lepidoptera; Tortricidae
Product: tudor domain-containing protein 1-like
Exons: 2
Coding region: 1-1518 (505 amino acids)
Source: RefSeq, a predicted model, not a curated record